Molecule: messenger RNA, 843 nt
Organism: Colletotrichum destructivum
Lineage: Eukaryota; Fungi; Ascomycota; Sordariomycetes; Glomerellales; Glomerellaceae
Product: Putative SKP1/BTB/POZ domain superfamily protein
Exons: 2
Coding region: 1-843 (280 amino acids)
Source: RefSeq, a predicted model, not a curated record
AUGACCGACAUGCUCGACCGCGGGGCACAGCGACCCGAAGAAGUCAGCGAUGUAGAUAGUCUUUUGAGACAGCCGCAGACCAUCAUCUGGCUCAAAACCGCCGAACAGUCCUUCGCAAUCCACAAGUCCCUCUUGGUCGAGUCGUCAAAAUACUUCCAGCGCUGUCUCGAUGGCCCUUUCACCGAGUCCCGCACCAACACGAUCGACCUCGACGACGACUCGGACGAUAGCGAGGGCAACGUCAGCAUCAGUCCGCUGACACUGGGUACCUACGUCAAGCUCUGCUACUUCACCCGCCUCACGGCUCAGCGCGUCAAGCGCUCCCGCCGCAACGCCGCCGACCACACCGAGGACUCGUACGAGGUGUCCCCCUUCACGCUGAAGCCGUGCGACAUGCACACCCCGCACGACCUCACCGAGCUCGUCGACAUGUGGUCCCUGUGCGACCGCUUCCACGACGACCUGCUGCUCGGCAAGGUCUCGACGGCCAUACGGGAGACGCUCAACGUCGGCGCCAAGAAGCUGGGCGAGGCGCACUGCGCCGAGUGGUGGGUGUUCAACUUCGCCAACGGCUACGUCGCCCUCGAGGGCCUGCACCGCCGCGACGACGAGCUCGAGGGCCUGCUCGAGAAGCUGAAGGAGCUGUUCGUCCGCAACUGCUCGCCGGUCUCAUGGGAGCGGCUGGCGUGCCAGCUGCCGAGCGACUUCGUCGUGGCCGCCUCGAUCGCGUUCCAAGCCAAGAUGGCGACGCUGAUGACGAAUGAAGCGGCCAUUGCGAGGGUCAAUGGGGCGAGUCUGUGUUAUGAGUGUAAGUCUAGGGUCCAGAUGGCCUUGAAGCGAUAA